Messenger RNA from Lodderomyces jiufengensis, 1458 nucleotides. RefSeq names its product DNA-binding transcription factor (gene CAP1). The coding region runs from base 1 to 1458 and encodes 485 amino acids. The transcript has a single exon. NCBI's taxonomy places the organism in Eukaryota, Fungi, Ascomycota, Pichiomycetes, Serinales, Debaryomycetaceae. The record is from RefSeq and is a predicted model, not a curated record. Gene Ontology annotation, cellular component: RNA polymerase II transcription regulator complex. Gene Ontology annotation, molecular function: transcription cis-regulatory region binding; DNA-binding transcription activator activity, RNA polymerase II-specific.
AUGGCUGAAGUUAAACGUAACUAUUCGGAGAUAAUUAACUCUCCACUUGAUUCUCCUGAUGAAGAUUAUAAUGAUCCAAAAAAAUUACAUACAAAACCUGGUAGAAAACCUUUAGAUACUGAACCAAAAUCAAAAAGAACUGCUCAAAAUAGAGCUGCACAAAGAGCUUAUAGAGAAAGAAAAGAACGUAAAAUGAAAGAUUUAGAAGAUAAAGUUAAAUCAUUAGAAGAUGAAAAUGUUAAAGCAACAACAGAAUCUGAUUUUUUAAAAGCUCAAGUUAAUAUAUUAAAAGCUGAAUUAUCAAAAUAUAGAGGUUCAACUGAUUUUCUGGAUUUAAAUUUACCAAAAAAAGUUGGUCAUUUAAGUAAUCCAAACCCUAAUACUAAUACUAAUAGUAUAGAUUUAUCUCCACCAAGUAAUGAACGUCAUAAUACUGAUGAUUCAAGUUCAAAUUCAAAUAAAAAUUCAAUAUCAGAUAGAGCUUCAACUCGUUCAUCAGUAUCAGCAAAUAAUGUAUCAUUUGGAUUACCUUGGUCAAAAGAUAAUUUAAAAUUCAUAAGGCAACAAGAACAAAGAAAUGAUAAUAAUGGUGAUGGUAAUGUACCGGAUUUAGUUUCUGGUUCAUCUUCAUCAACAACUCCAUUAAAUGAUAAUAUAUUAGUUUCACCAACAUCAUCGGAUUUACCUACAGCUAAAAAUAAUUUAGAUUUUACUCAUACAUAUGAAGAAGAAAUUGAUCCAUUUUGUAGUAAAUUAGGUGAAGCAUGUGGAACAAAACAAAAUCCAAUACCAAAACAACAAAGAAGAUCAAUAGAUGUAAAUAAAUUCCCAUCAACAAAUUCAUCAAAUUAUAAUUCACCAUUUUCAAAUAUAUCACCAAAUACUCAAAAUAAUUAUACAAUAGAUUCAAAUUCAAAUGAAUAUAAUGAUCCAUUUUUCAAUAAUAUGGGAGAAUUUAAUUUCAAUUUAAUAGAUAAUAAAUAUAAAAAUGAUAUGGAUGAUCCUUUAAGUUUUUUAAAUAAUGAUAAUUUUGACGUUUCAUUAGCAUUUGGUGAAACUAAAGAUAACAAAACAAAAGAUCCAAUAGAUUUAUUAACAACAGAAGAAUCAAUAUAUGAUCCAAUGAUUAAAGAAGAAAUAAAUACAAAUUUUAAUUUUAAUGAUUUUAUAAAAAAUUCAAUACCCGAAAGAAGAGAAUCUUCAAUAACUAAAGAUACCACAAAAGAAGAUAAUAAUAAUAAUGAUGAUGAUGAUGAUUUAAAUGAAAUGGUACCUGCUCCACAAUCAACUUUAAAAUGUAGUGAAAUAUGGGAUAGAAUAACUGCACAUCCAAAAUAUACUGAGUUGGAUAUUGAUGGAUUAUGUAAUGAAUUAAAAAAUAAAGCAAAAUGUUCAGAAAAGGGAGUUGUUAUAAAUACAAAAGAUGUUAAUAAUUUAUUAGAAAGGUAUAAAUCUUGA